Nicotiana attenuata is the source of this 1403-nucleotide messenger RNA. Its product is annotated as PLASMODESMATA CALLOSE-BINDING PROTEIN 5-like. The transcript is spliced from 4 exons. NCBI's taxonomy places the organism in Eukaryota, Viridiplantae, Streptophyta, Magnoliopsida, Solanales, Solanaceae. Bases 319 to 1065 code for a protein of 248 amino acids. The record is from RefSeq and is a predicted model, not a curated record.
UGUCCCUUUUUGCACCUUUUUCUUCUUGCUCCCUCUCCUACCCCCUUAUGUCUCAACUUCCCUUUACUCAACUCUCUCUCCCUUUCUCUCACCUAAAAUCUCUCCCUCUCACCACCCCCACCUCCACAAAAGAAAAAAAGGGAUUGUACUCCUCAAAAUUGGUAUAUAGUAACUGUAUAUACACAAAAUCAUGUGCUUUCAAGAAUGUCAUUAUGGUUAGUUGGUUUGACAUGCCAUGGUUUGUCCUCUGUUUCAAACGACGGUAAGAGCAAAAUUUGAUAGAACAAGAGAAGAAGAUAAGUAAGAAACUUUGGCACAAUGAAUAGGAGGAUUCUCAGGAGAUUUUACGUAUUCAUUCUACUCGGCUGUUUUUUUAUCUGUUCAGGUUUAAAUGCUACACACAUAGGAUUGGUAGAACAGAAUUCUAAGACCAUUUCCAGAAUUCAAAAGGACAUAACAACUCCAAUAACAACAGUUCCAAUUGGAACUCCGACCACCACCACACCUAUUACAACAAUCCCAGUACUGAAUCCAACAAUCUCAGAUCCUGAUUCAACGACUAGCGGUCCAGCCAAUCCGGUAAUGACUCCAUCCGUUACCAAUUCACCGGGAUCUUCAUUAUCGGGCUCGAGCUGGUGUGUUGCUAGCCAAGCUGCCUCACAAACAGCAUUGCAAGUUGCAUUAGACUAUGCUUGUGGCUAUGGUGGUUCUGAUUGUUCUGCCAUUCAGCCUGGUGGCAGCUGCUACAACCCCAACACGCUCCGCAAUCACGCUUCCUUUGCAUUCAACAGCUACUAUCAGAAAAAUCCAAUUCCUAAUAGCUGUAAUUUUGCUGGUGCUGCUAUUACUACAAACACCGAUCCCAGUAGUGGUUCAUGUCAAUAUCCAUCAACAAGCACAAGUGCAUCCAUUUUGAAUACAACAAAUUCAAGUGGUUCGACAGUAUUUGGUGCUGGGCCUAUUACACCUUCUACUUCAGCAGCUGUCCCUCCAAAUAAGUUCCUGAAUUACUACUGCCACAUCUUAACAUGUUUUGUCAUACUGCUAAUAUACCAUGGUUGUUGAAGCCAAUUUUAUUUCUUGGCAAUUGUGGAGGAGACAAGCUUUUUUGACAGGAUUAUACAGAUUGGGAAAAUGGUGUGACGAGUACUGAUGUCAAAUUGAAUUAAUUGUUUCUUUUUAAAUCAAUUUUGCCAAUAUGACAUCUUGCAUUUAGGGAGAAAAAAAGAUUUGUGUGUAGAGCUACUGGAUUUGUAGUGUUGAUACUAUGCUUUCUUGUAGGUUUUGUAAAAGCAUAUAACACUAGUAGUAGUUAUGUGGAUAAAAGAACAAGAUACGUAUAGUCCUUUUUGUUUUGCUGUAGAAAAGCUGAGAAAUGAAUCUUGCUUGGGAAUUGUGUUAAA